Marchantia polymorpha subsp. ruderalis is the source of this 2004-nucleotide messenger RNA. Lineage: Eukaryota; Viridiplantae; Streptophyta; Marchantiopsida; Marchantiales; Marchantiaceae. The record is from the annotation of a GenBank genome assembly.
AAAGCUAUCCGACAGCCCAUUCGAUGUCCGAGCCAUUUGGCUCCGCCACCUCUGCCCACGAUGACUCGUCCUAUGGACUUUGCAAUCUGAUGCGUGACCACACGGACCAGUAUUGUCUUUGUCUAUGGGGAUUCACGAAUUGAGCCACGGGAAUACACCGGGUAUGGCUUUCUUGACUGGAGAACUGAUGUCCUCCAGUUGUCCAUAAGACGUGCAGAUCGGAUGAUUUGGUGAAAGCUUCUGGUUGAUGGAGUGGUCGAUGACGGAGAGCAUUAGUUGAUCGAAUUGGACAAAAUGGCGGCGUAUUCCUGCUUCAAGGGCUCCGGGUUGGUGGUCAAUCGGCCUUUCUUUUCAGCAUUUUCGACUGCCCGACGUUUGGAAGGAGCUAAUUUGUUGCAGAUUAGGAGGACCAGAGGGAAUUGGGUUGGCCGCGAUGUAGUUGUUUCUUUUCACAAGAAUGGAUUUUCUGCGGGUAGAGGAGGAACGAGGCUUGUGCAAUUGGGAAAGACCGAGAGCAGGGGAGCACCCUCUGCGGCUAGCAGUAGCUCUUUGGGCGGGGGAGCCUGGGUUCAAGACGAUGAUGAUUCUCAGGAAGGGAAGGAGAAACAGAAAAAGAAAGAGAAAGUGCGAAGGCUCAUUGCUGGAGUCGACCAGACUCAGCUUGUGGACCCAUGGCUGCUUGCUGAUGCAGAUAGCCGGUUUGCUGAAUUUUAUGGUGUUCAGAUUCAUCAUAAAAUUGCGCGUCCAGCUGCUGAUAGUAGUGCUAAUUCAGAAGAAAAGGUUGUGGGCUUGCCUGCAAUUUUAUUGCACGGAUUUGGUGCGUCGCUUUUCUCAUGGGAGAGGAUAAUGCCGAAGCUUGCACAAGUAUUCGGUGAGUCUGUGGUGGCUUUCGACAGGCCUGCCUUUGGCCUUACUUCUAGGGCAUUCCCACCAUCACCUCAAACUUCCGAGAAGACUAAAUUGAAGUUUAACAACAUUUAUAGCGUUGCAUUUUCGGCUGCUGCUGCUGUCGCUUUUGUCAACUUCAUUAAGGCGGAGAAAGCUGUACUAAUUGGACACUCAGCUGGAAGUAUAAUCGCAGCUGAAGCAUACCAUCAAGCCCCAGAAAAGUUUGCUGCACUUAUUCUGGUAGCUCCCGCGUUGGUGGCUCCAAUCGUUAUGCGCCAAAUGGAUGCAGAAAAAAAAUCCAGAGAACGUGAGACGAAGCUCGAAGAAGACUUGAAAAGCAGAAGAGCCAGCCCUGUUUUAAAAGCAUGGGCUGCAAUUCUUUGGGCUUUCUCCAAAAUCCUGGAUGUUUUAAGAAGUGUCAGGGUUUUCCUUGUUCUCAACUUCUCCAAGCUUGUAGGGCGUCUCCUCAGAUCACCACCAGGAAUAUGGCUUGUGCGCAGGAUCAUGGACAAAGGGGGUCCUGCUGCCGUCCGCAUGGCCUUUUACGAUGUUACUAAAGCCGACAAGUAUGUGCUCGAUGGUUAUACGAAGCCACUCGGAUGCCGAGAUUGGGAAAGAGCGCUGGUUGAGUACUGUCUAGCUCUGAUUGACAACUCGGAGGAGAAAGCUUCGGGGAAGAAAAGAAUAGAAGACAUUACAUGCCCAGUUUUGGUAGUUACUGGGGAUACCGAUAGGAUCGUUCCGGAUUGGAACGCUGAAAGAUUGGCGAAAGUAUUCCCCAAUGCAGAGUUUAAGCGCAUCAAGAAUUGUGGACACCUGCCACAGGAAGAAACGCCAGAUGAGCUCACUGAGAUUAUAAAGGACUUUCUGACACGGAACGUGCAGUUUGGUUCCGCCACAUCAGAACCAGCUGCCAUACCUGUAGCAUAGUAUAAUGUCUCCAAUCCUUCCCAUCAAUUGUAUCAUCUUUGCAAACUUUCAAUAUGAUCGUUGAUGUGGGCACCGGCUUUUUACCUCUCCUCUCGCAUUUUCUGGAUGCAUUCAUCGCUUCAUGUUGCUAAAACAGUACUUUCUUCCGAAUGUGACAAGUUCAAGAAUCAACCAGCUCCAUACUUU